Messenger RNA from Melopsittacus undulatus (budgerigar), 3581 nucleotides. It is a transcript of the gene MEGF10, whose product is annotated as multiple EGF like domains 10. Lineage: Eukaryota; Metazoa; Chordata; Aves; Psittaciformes; Psittaculidae. Bases 1 to 3393 code for a protein of 1130 amino acids. Gene Ontology annotation, biological process: apoptotic cell clearance. The transcript has 24 exons. The record is from RefSeq and is a predicted model, not a curated record. Gene Ontology annotation, molecular function: scavenger receptor activity; Notch binding.
AUGAUUCUCUGCUUGAGCUCUUCUUUUGGCUUCCCUAUCUUACUCCUGUACCAUUGGAUGGGGACAACUUUGUCUUUGAAUCUGGAAGAUCCCAAUGUGUGUAGCCACUGGGAAAGUUACUCAGUUACAGUGCAAGAGUCAUAUCCGCAUCCUUUUGAUCAAAUUUACUACACCAGCUGUACUGACAUCCUAAACUGGUUUAAGUGCACACGACACAGGAUCAGUUACCGUACUGCCUACAGACAUGGUGAAAAAACAAUGUACAGGCGUAAAUCCCAAUGCUGCCCUGGAUUUUAUGAAAGCAGGGAAAUGUGUGUCCCUCAUUGUGCUGAUAAAUGUGUCCAUGGUCGUUGUAUUGCUCCGAACACCUGUCAGUGUGAGCCUGGCUGGGGAGGACCCAACUGCUCCAGUGCAUGUGACAGUGACCACUGGGGACCUCACUGCAGCAGCCGCUGCCAGUGCAAGAAUGGAGCAUUGUGCAACCCCAUCACUGGAGCCUGCCACUGUGCAUCAGGUUUCAAAGGCUGGCGCUGUGAGGAGCGCUGCGAUCAAGGAACAUAUGGAAAUGACUGCCAUCAAAGAUGCCAGUGUCAAAAUGGAGCCACCUGUGACCACGUGACUGGAGAGUGCAGAUGUCCUCCUGGAUACACUGGUGCUUUCUGCGAGGACCUCUGUCCCCCCGGGAAGCAUGGGCCCCAGUGCGAGGAGAGGUGCCCCUGCCAGAAUGGAGGCAUCUGUCACCACGUCACCGGGGAGUGUGCCUGCCCACCAGGAUGGACGGGCAUGGUCUGUGGUCAGCCUUGUCCUGAGGGUCGUUACGGGAAAAACUGUUCCCAGGAGUGCCAGUGCCACAACGGAGGGACCUGUGACUCAGCCACAGGUCAAUGCCAUUGCAGCCCAGGUUACACAGGGGAACGAUGCCAAGAUGAGUGUCCAGUGGGGACUUACGGAGUGCAGUGCGCUGAGAGCUGCAAGUGUAUGAAUGGUGGGAAAUGUUACCAUAUUAGCGGUGCCUGUAUCUGUGAACCAGGAUACACUGGAGAGCACUGUGAAACAAGGCUUUGCUCUGAAGGAAUAUAUGGUCUCAAGUGUGAUAAAAAGUGUCCCUGCCAUAUGUCUAAUACCUGGAGCUGUCACCCAAUGUCUGGGGAAUGCUCCUGCAAGCCCGGUUGGUCUGGGCUCUACUGCAAUGAGACAUGCUCUCCAGGAUUCUAUGGCGAGUCAUGUCAGCAGAUCUGCAGCUGCCAAAAUGGUGCUGACUGCGAUAGUGUGACUGGAAAAUGCACCUGUGCCCCUGGAUUUAAGGGUGCUACUUGUGGUACUCCUUGUCUUCCGGGAACAUAUGGAGUAAAUUGUUCAUCUGUAUGUAACUGCAAAAACGAUGCUGUCUGUUCACCAGUAGAUGGUUCUUGUGCCUGCAAAGCAGGUUGGCAUGGUGUAGAUUGCUCAAUAAAUUGUCCCAGUGGUACCUGGGGACUUGGCUGUAACUUAACUUGCCAGUGUCUUAAUGGGGGAGCUUGCAAUGCUCUGGAUGGAACCUGUACCUGUGCCCCGGGCUGGAGAGGAGAAAAAUGUGAACUCCCUUGCCAGGAUGGCACAUAUGGCCUGGACUGUGCUGAACGCUGUGACUGCAGCCAUGCUGAUGGUUGUCAUCCCACCACAGGAUACUGUCGCUGUCUACCGGGAUGGUCAGGCAUUCACUGUGACAGUGUGUGUGCUGAGGGACAGUGGGGUCCAAAUUGCUCAUUGUCUUGUUACUGCAAAAAUGGAGCGUCCUGCUCUCCAGAUGACGGAAUCUGUGAGUGUGCACCAGGAUACAGAGGCACCACUUGUCAGAGAAUUUGCUCUCCUGGGUUUUAUGGACACCGCUGCAGCCAGACAUGCCCACAAUGCGUACACAGCAGUGGUCCCUGCCACCACAUUACUGGCUUAUGUGACUGCUUACCUGGAUUUACAGGAGCCCUCUGUAAUGAAGUAUGUCCCAGUGGCAGAUUUGGCAAGAACUGCAUUGGCAUAUGCACCUGUACCAAUAAUGGAACGUGUAAUCCUAUUGAUAGAUCCUGUCAGUGUUACCCUGGCUGGAUUGGUAGUGACUGCUCUCAGCCUUGCCCACCUUCCCACUGGGGACCAAACUGCAUCCACACCUGCAACUGCCAUAAUGGAGCUUACUGCAGUGCCUAUGAUGGGGAGUGCAAAUGUACCCCAGGAUGGACUGGCCUUUACUGUACACAAAGAUGUCCCCUAGGGUUUUAUGGGAAGGACUGUGCACUGAUAUGCCAAUGUCAGAAUGGAGCCGACUGUGACCACAUCAGUGGGCAGUGCACCUGCCGCACAGGGUUCAUGGGGAAACAUUGUGAGCAGAAAUGCCCUCAAGGCACAUAUGGGUAUGGAUGCCGGCAGAUAUGUGACUGUCUGAACAACUCAACUUGUGAUCACAUCACAGGAACAUGUUACUGCAGCCCAGGCUGGAAAGGGGCCAGGUGUGAUCAAGCUGGUGUAAUUAUAGUGGGAAACUUGAACAGUUUAAGCCGUACCAGUACUGCCAUCCCUGCUGAUUCUUACCAGAUAGGGGCUAUAGCAGGCAUCAUUAUUCUUGUAUUGGUUGUGCUUUUCCUGCUAGUGCUGUUCAUAAUUUACAGACAAAAGCAGAAAGGAAAAGAAACAAAUAUGCCUGCAGUGACUUAUACCCCUGCUAUGAGGGUCAUCAAUGCUGAUUACACCAUUUCAGAAACCAUUCCUCAUGGUAGUGGUGGAAAUGCAAACAGCCACUAUUUCUCUAAUCCUAGUUAUCAUACUCUAACUCAGUGCACUACCCCACUUCAUGUCAACAACAUAGACAGGCUGACCAUGGCAAAGGCAAAAACCAGCCAGCUGUUUGUGAACCUUAAAAAUGUGGAACCUGGAAAACGAGGCAACAUCAUGGACUACACAGGGACACUGCCUGCAGACUGGAAACAUGGUGGCUACCUCAAUGAGCUUGGUGCUUUUGGACUUGAUAGGGGAUAUUUGGGAAAGUCCCUGAAAGAUCUAGUGAAGAACUCAGAAUACAAUUUAAGUAGUUGCUCUUUAAGUAGUUCUGAGAACCCAUAUGCUACCAUAAAAGACCCACCGGCUCUUGUACCAAAAAGUUCAGAAUGUGGAUAUGUUGAAAUGAAGUCACCAGCACGCAGAGACUCCCCAUAUGCUGAGAUUGCUGGCUCUGCUUCAGCCAACAAGAACAUUUACGAAGUUGAACCUACGGUGAGUGUUGUCCAGGGAGCAUUCAGCAGCAGUGGACGUUUCAGCCAGGAUCCUUAUGAUCUUCCAAAAAACAGCCAUAUUCCAUGUCAUUAUGACUUGCUACCAGUUCGAGAUAGCCCCAAAUCCUCUGCAAAAGGGGUCAGCAGUGAAUGACCCCAAAAGCUGAUGUGUAGCACAGUGGGACUCUGAAGGGGCAAAGUGGCAUGAUUGUGCUCCUUCCUCAAGUUUUACCAUCAUACUUGGCUCCUAAUCUGUCCAGCAGACAACUGCUGUACAUUAAACAGAAUCUCAGCAUGAGGUUUGUAUUGUGUAUACAAGUGACAGAUGGACAAAUGCCACAC